This is a messenger RNA of Cladophialophora psammophila CBS 110553, 2535 nucleotides long. RefSeq lists its product as uncharacterized. The record is from RefSeq and is a predicted model, not a curated record. The transcript is spliced from 2 exons. The coding region runs from base 1 to 2535 and encodes 844 amino acids. Gene Ontology annotation, molecular function: ADP binding; protein binding. NCBI's taxonomy places the organism in Eukaryota, Fungi, Ascomycota, Eurotiomycetes, Chaetothyriales, Herpotrichiellaceae.
AUGGAUUCUGCUGUGGGGUUUGGGAGGGACGGGCAAGACGGAGGCUGCCUGGCGAUUUUAUUCAACGCAUCACAAGAAGUGAGGUCGUCGCGUGGCGUCGCGGAAUUAGCUAACAAGUCUAGAUUUCUUCACAGCUUCUGGAUCGACAGUGGCGGUACCGACCAGGACCUCACGAAGGGCUUCCUGGCCAUGGCCGAAAAGAUUGGCCUGGGUAAGGAGGAUCCCGUGAGCAAAAUCGUUGCAUGGCUGGGCGAUCAAGAACACGCCUGGUUGCUCGUGCUCGAUGAUGUGGUCGAAUAUUCCAACCUGAUAUCCUGCUUACCGUCCAUCGGCAAUGGUGUCGUGCUUGUGACAUCGACCAACAGAAUUUCAGACGUCGAUUUCACCCAGCGGUUUCACCUUUCGGAACUAGAUCCCGAGGAGGCGAUGGAUCUGCUUGUGCGCCGUAUGGAAAGACCUUGUCGACAGGCGUCGGAGAGGGAAGUGGCAGUACUUCUACUGCGGAGCCUGUGCCACCUUCCGUUGGCGAUCCAUAUCGCAGGGGCCUAUAUUCGAGAUCAGAAGUACACGGUACAACAGUACCAUAGCCAGUGGCGGCAAUAUUUCUGGGCGCAGGAGAAACUCAAAUCGGCCGAUUCACGCAUAGCAGCGACAUUCCAAUUGAGCUAUGACCGUAUUGCGAAACAAUAUGCCGAUGGCUCUUCGACCGUGCAGCUCCUCACUCUCUUGUGCUUUCUCCGUCCCCAGAAUGCCUCGGAACAGAUUUUGGACGAAACCUGGCACGUCCUGUACGGCGAAACGGGCCUGGAAGAUCGUGAAGCCUUUCAGCAGUUCGUGAUAAGUGUCCUGUCACACGGAGAAAGCGGUCAAUGGGAUCGGGCGCGCGACAAGGUUCGAAAUUCUUUAGCCCUGCUGGAAUCAUACUCUUUCCUGGUGUUCGCCGAUACGGGCGACAUUUACGUCCAUUCGCUCGUCCACGAGUGGUGUCGACGUCGCUUGACCGCCGAGGACUGGGCUAAGUGGUGGAACAGAGCAGCGGUAACACUGUUGCUAUCAGCCUCUGGCGAACAGGAUGGAUCGUUCUAUCGGAAAGUUGCGUCUCACCUCGAUCACCUAACCAGGUUGGACGAAGCCGCCGUCUUCAAACUCCAGUGGCCUGGGGAAGGAGAUGACUACGAAGUCGCACGUCGCUUUGUUGAUGUAUACCAAGCCAGUGGCAGAUUUUCGGAAGCUUACAGGAUGCAAAAACAGAUCUGCGAGAGGCUUGAAACUUGCGAGCGGCCGGAAAUGCCUUCUCAAGUGUUCGUCGAAUCUCUUUAUCUUCUGUCUAGCCUCUGUACGGACGCUGGGGAUGAUCAGGAAGCCUUGCGUGUUGCGCAACAGGCGCAGAUGCUCGCUCGCAAACGAUGCGAACCAGCCAUGACGACAGAAUUGCUCAUAUGCCAGCAGCGACUUGCAGAGUGUCAGAGAGCCCUCGGGCAGUUCGAAGCAGCUUAUAAACUUCGGGUGCAGAUUCUGGAUGGAUGCAAACAUGUCCUUCGCGGUGAGGGUGACGGUCAUCACGAGCUUCGGGCAAGGCGAGACGUAGCCAUCAGCCUGGCAGACAUAGGCAAACACGAUGAGGCUCUCCAAGCUCUCGAGAAAAUCACAGAUGAGCAGAAGAAUUGCUUGUCGUCAACUGAUCAGGAUUUGCUCGUCACGAGAAGCGCAUUGGCGCGUGCAUACAGCUGGACCGGCCUCGAGGAGAAAGCAUUAGAACAGCGGAAUAUCCUUCUGGACGCCCAAAAGAUUCGCGACGAAGACCACACAGAUACCCUUGUCGCGAUGCAAGAGGUGGCAGAUAGUCUGAGCAAGCUAGGUUUCUCUCAGAGAGCUCUUGAGAUCAACCAAGAUCUGGUUCAGAAAUGGACCGCGAAGAACGUCCCCAAGUAUCAUCCUUCCUUGCAUCCGGUCAGCUUUCCAAAGGGCUCCAGCUUCACCGAGAUGAGAGCCAAGACCGAGAAGAUCUUGAACGAGCGGUCAAAUGCUGUUCCAGAAUACCGCAGACAGUACUGGAAAGCCAUGAAUAGCUUGACGCAACUAGACGGCGUCGCAGAAAGGAUCCAACGGAGAAAGGACAUUUUGAGAAGCCAGGAAGUGAAGGACGACGUUGGCGCGAUGCGGACUGUCAUUGACCUCGCUCGUGACUACAUCAUGAUACGAGAUUUCCCAAAUGCCAUACAUCGGCUUGAGACACUUCUCGGCGACACAAAGAGCAAGACAAGACUGGGAGAGCACCAUCCCCUUAUGCUUGAAGCGAUGCAGACAUUGAUUAAGGCGCAGUUCAAAUCAAGGCAGUUGACAGACGCUGUUAGCUGGUUACAACGACUUCUCCGGGCCCAAAGCGAAAGCCUUGGAAGGCAAAGCCCCGAAACGAUAAGGACCGCCAGACAGUUAACGGCGGAGUUAAGAUCGAGGAAGCGGGAUGCUGCUGCCCAACAAAAGGCAGCGCAGUUGGAGCGAACCUACGAACUCCGGGCGCCGUCCGGUUCUUGA